CUGGUUCUUAGCAAUGGCUCCAGAUGCGUGUUUGUCAGCAGAAUGCCCCACUUUCACUUCCACCAGCAGCCUACAUAAUCAUCCAAAUAAUCUGUGUGCCAGACGCGCCUGAACCUCCGUUUGAAUCCCCACCUCUUUUUCGAGCACACCCCUAUAUGGCUGUGAUUGGCCAGAAGCAGAUGACCGACGUCCCUCAAGAAGGAAGACUGGUUCCGAAACUGUGUCUCCAAGCCGCACUGUAUCACCUGGAAGUGGGGGCAGGAAAAAAGCGCGGCACAGAGAGACUACCUGAAGGCUGUGCUGAUCAGCCCGGCUUCCUCUGUUGGUUCUGCUUUCCUCUUUAACCGGAGAUAGCGCGAGGACAGGAGAGCAGCGCGCGCUUUCGCUUCGGACGCACGAGCGGCGCGCGGCGGUGUUUAUCAUGAGUUGCCCGGACGUGAUGCGCCCGCUUUACAGCCAUUACGCACCUCACGCGCCUGGAGCCGCCGCGUUCGUCGGCAAUUUUCCGACUCCCACUCGUGUCAGCAGUCCAUCGUCUCGGCACAGGAACCUAAUGGACGCCUCUGGAUCAGAGGAGGUCCCAGUUUUAGGAGGGAACUCAGUGCCAGGGAGCCUGUCCUCAUCCGCGUACUCCUCGGGUGGACAGAAAGAGAAGCAGGUUGGGGAAGCUGAGUACCUGAGCUCUCGAUGCGUUCUUUUUACCUACUACCAAGGGGACAUCAGCAGUGUGGUGGAUGAGCACUUCUCCAGAGCUCUCAGCUCCUGCACAGGGAUGGAAGGCAAGAGGAGAGCCAGCCAGGCCAGCACAGAGCCAACAUCUCCAAACAGUCGGAGGAAUUUCCCUCCAUCCUUCUGGGACAGUAAUUACCCGUCACCUCCCAGUCGACCUCAUUGUGACCCAGCAGGGACCCCAGCCUACUCCGUGGACCCCUACGCCCAAGCUCUACACGCAGGUUUACCUCAUGCCCAUCCUCACGCACACCCCUCUGACUCCUGGGGCUACACCCAAGGUCAGGUGUAUGGACCCCCACGGUCCCUCCAUGAACUCUACUCUGCGCCGGGGCUGGAGGCGCACUAUAGUCCCCUGCUCAUGCCUGCUGUCAGGCCACCCCACCUGCCCCCCACCUUGCCAGGCCAUUAUGAGGUAGCGAAACUGGAACCUACACCCACGUGGCCUGGACUGCUACCACCAGGAGACAUGGCACUCGCCCUAAACAUGGACCCAGGGCUGCAGCCGCAUAAGAAAGGAAAGGAGCUCUACUGGUUUUAACGACCAUCUUGAUCAUCAACUCGUCCAAUUAAAGCUCUGGAGGGCUGAAGACCGACCCAUUGUAACUGAGCUCCUCUCUAUCAGACCCCUUCGGCCUUGCCAGGUUUAUCUGUGCACCAUGGAGAUAAAAAGAGGAUGGAAAGAGAACAGCAGAAAAAUGAGAAGGAUCCAGCUCUGUGCAUCUGUCUUUCGCUCUAAUCCUUUCAUUCUCUCUCUUUUUUUUAUCUCUCCUGUUUUUUUUUGUGUGGUGUAACAAAAAGCCCAUCCUGCUGCCAGCACAAUCACUUCACUUGAGAAACUUGAAUGAACAAUGGAGAUCCAGGAUGGAAAGAAAGAAAUGACAAACAUUGACAAAGAAUUAACAAGCAUGAAAAAAAUAAAGGUAAUAGCAAGUUAUUCAUGAUAUAUACAACAGCUCUGUGAUGGGAAUUUCAAAUUUUACUUUGUAUUAUAUCGUACAUGUGGGACAUGGAGAAAAUAUAAGUUGCCAAAAGGAUGUUUAUGGUUGUUUGUUUUUCUUAUUAAUUAAGUGUACUAUUUUGUUUUAAAUAUUAAAACGUAUUGACUGAAUUUGACUACAUUUGAAGGCCAGUGAUAUGUGGAAGUGUACUAUUCAGAAACCUUUCACAUUAAAGUAGCUUCAGUUGGGAAAUUAUGUAUAUAAAAUUUGUAUGUAUUUAUGUAUGUAUGUAUGUGGCAUUUUUCAUGUAUAAUUACUACAAAAACCCUGUCCAUGAAUUCACAUAUUUUAUUUAAUUUGUUUUCCUGUGAUAGCAAGUUAUUAUUUUUCAUUUGUCAUUAACACAAUAUUAAUUUUUCUAGAUCUUGAAAUAAUGAAAUUUGCUUUUUACAAGAUAACAUAAUUAAGACAAUGAAAAAAAAAGAUACUGAUAGUUAAUCAUACUUAAUAUCUCACUUAACAUUCAUAACACAAGCCUGUUUCUCCAUUUGUUAUGUUCUUUUAUGUUAGGUUUAUUCUAAAUUCAUCCUGAAUGCUACACAGACAGUUGUUUCAAGCAACAAUUUUGUUUAAGGCCUACACGCUUUAAUUUUUCAAGCAAUUAAAUUAAUUAUAUCAUUAGUUUCGGGGAAAAAAUCUGAAGGUUCAUUAUUCACUAUUUCGCUGUCCUGUGAUCUCAGAAAAGAAUGUGUUAUCUUAGAGGAUAAAUUAACACCACAAGAAAACAAAUAAAAUUAACUUGUCAUGAAAAAAAAACAGAGAAAA
Molecule: messenger RNA, 2495 nt
Organism: Pangasianodon hypophthalmus (striped catfish)
Lineage: Eukaryota; Metazoa; Chordata; Actinopteri; Siluriformes; Pangasiidae
Gene: vgll2b
Product: vestigial-like family member 2b
Exons: 4
Coding region: 422-1270 (282 amino acids)
Biological process (GO): regulation of transcription by RNA polymerase II
Cellular component (GO): nucleus
Source: RefSeq, a predicted model, not a curated record